GAAGUUGGCCCUCUCAACGGUCCAGGUCAGCAAGCACCCUUCAUUGGUUUCACCAAGACUCACCUGACGCAGUCUGUUUCGGACCUUAGGCGUGGGAUGUCUUUGCCCUUAAGACAGUCUCAGACUGGCAAUGUUCAAGCCUUCGUCACAACACCGGACAUCUCUCAGCUACCUCUGCAGUCCUCCUCCUCCUUCCCUGUUCCCUUGGGAUUGCAGGAUUCCCAGCGUCUUUUAUUAGCAAGUUCAGGAGGAAAGGUGGUGUUCCCGGAGAAGGUGACGGUGGUUAACGACGAGCAGACCAGUGACACCAGGACCAGCAGUCUCCGGCCAGUACUCCUUCAAGACCAGCUGCAGAAUCAGCAAAGACCAGCCUCCCCUCCCCCUUCAAGUUCUACUCCUGUGCCUACAAGAAUAUUCCUUCAAGAUGUCCCUAUCCUGAACGAUUCUCCUUUCUUAAGAAGCGAGAACCUGGAAGGAGUAUCUAUUCUUAAAGCUCUCGAAGCUCUACAACCGCAAAACACUAAGGAAUUCGAACCUGCCUUCCAGAAACUUGAGCAGAAUGCCGAAAAAAAUAAUGACAUUCUGAGGUCUUUCAGCAAUACAGCGGCUGUCCCGAAGCAAAUCGAAAAUUUUAGUUUCGAAGUUAAUAAGAAUGCUAUUAAAAUAGUCGAUCCUCCACAGUUUGGUGUACCUGUAAGAUCCAAUCAAUUAGCAUCUUUUACCUCUACUGUUCCACUAUCUCAAUCCAAUAAAGAUAUUCAGCAAAGACCAAACAGAUCUACUUUAUCUAAGAGAACAGAGCCCAGAGAAAUCAAAGCCUUGUCACUCUUCUUCAAAAAACCCUCAGGUUUGUCGAAGGAGCGACAAGUUCCGCCUUAUGUUUGGCUGUGGCCAGGUAAGACCAGGGACACUCGCCUCCCUGAUUUCUUAACCGGACCAGCCACGCACGCUCUCUGAGGCAACAACAAGAAAAAAGGCUUGGAGUUGUUAUCUUACGGAGCUCUUUCCCCCUAUUUAUUUUGAGAAUAAUUAUCUAAAUUUAUAAUCUAAAAAUUCAAACACAGAGUACAUAAAAUAUAUAUA
Molecule: messenger RNA, 1083 nt
Organism: Homarus americanus (American lobster)
Lineage: Eukaryota; Metazoa; Arthropoda; Malacostraca; Decapoda; Nephropidae
Exons: 3
Coding region: 97-957 (286 amino acids)
Source: RefSeq, a predicted model, not a curated record